Messenger RNA from Trichoplusia ni (cabbage looper), 2061 nucleotides. Its product is annotated as proton-coupled amino acid transporter-like protein pathetic. Lineage: Eukaryota; Metazoa; Arthropoda; Insecta; Lepidoptera; Noctuidae. Gene Ontology annotation, biological process: amino acid transmembrane transport. Bases 245 to 1708 code for a protein of 487 amino acids. The transcript is spliced from 10 exons. The record is from RefSeq and is a predicted model, not a curated record. Gene Ontology annotation, molecular function: amino acid transmembrane transporter activity. Gene Ontology annotation, cellular component: vacuolar membrane.
GGGGGGAUUGGAGUUGUAAUGAUGGACCAAGGUACAGUGGUGUUGGGUUUCUGCGUUGGCGCAUUUCGCUACGCAAGUAAGCAUGGUCGAUUGCAGUGUUGGUUAGGCCGUGUUGCGUGUUAUACGUGAGUCGACGUGAAUUUUAGUGUUGAUGUUUUGCACUGUCGGUCUUUGAGUGAUGUUUGAUAGAAGGAAUAAGUGAAGGGAUUAUUUUUGACAAUCAUUUACGAAACAGAUACUCAAAAUGGGCAACGAUGAGAAAAAAGGCAGCAUUGUGCUGGAGAACUUUAAUUCAACAGCUAAUCUGGCUUCAAACCCGGGCUUCCAAUCAACACUAAGUCUGGGCUCAAAAGAAGUCAUUAAUGAAAAAGCUUACAAUCCGUUUGAACACAGAAAAGUGGAACAUCCUAAUUCGACAAUAGGUUCUUUAGUUCAUCUUCUCAAGUCAUCCCUUGGAUCUGGUAUCCUUGCUAUGCCUGCAGCGUUCAAGAAUGCAGGUUUAGCAGCUGGGGCAAUUGGGACGCUGGUCGUCGGAUUCAUCUGCACACAUUGCGUCUAUGUUCUCGUCAAAACAUCUCAAGAGGUCUGUGUGGAUGCCAAGAAGCCAUCGAUGGGGUUCGCGGAGACGUGCGGAGCGGCCUUUGAGUAUGGACCCAAGAGAUUAAGGCCGUGGGCUAACUUUGCAAGGACUUUUGUGGACUAUGCGAUGACUUGUACCUACCUAGCUGCACUUUGCGUCUACGUAGUAUUUAUAGCUGAGAAUUUCAAAGAGGUAUUGGACGAAUACGUACCCGAAUACAAGUUGUCAGUGGAAGCGUACUGCGCAUUGACACUGGUACCUUUAGUGCUGAUCUGCCAAAUAAGGAACCUGAAGUGGCUGGUACCAUUUUCAGCGAUAGCUAACGUGUUCCUGGUGAUAUGCUUCGCGAUCACCAUGUACUACAUCUUCAGCGAUUUGCCAAAGCCUGAAGGAAGGGUGGUGGUAGCUAGCGUCACUCAAUGGCCUUUGUUCAUAAGUACAGUAAUCUUCGCCAUGGAAGGUAUCGGUGUCGUGAUGCCAGUUGAGAACGAGAUGGCGAAGCCCCAGCAGUUCCUCGGUUGUCCCGGAGUCCUCAAUGUAGCUAUGACUAUCGUCAUCUCUUUAUACGGACUUGUUGGGUUCUUCGGAUACAUGAAGUAUGGUGAUGACGUCAGAGGAAGUGUCACAUUGAAUCUACCUCAAGACGAAGUCUUGGCCCAAAGUGCCAAGAUCCUGAUGGCAUUAGCAAUCCUCUUCACAUACAGCCUGCAGUUCUACGUUCCUAUGGAGAUGAUCUGGAGACAGUUGCACAACAAGAUCUCAGUCAGAUUCCACAAUGUCUCCCAAAUUGCUAUCAGGACUACUGCAGUUGUGGGAUCCGUUUGCUUAGCAGCAGCCUUCCCAGACCUGGAGCUCUUCAUCAAUCUCAGUGGUGCCAUCUUCCUGUCAACCCUGGGCCUCCUCACUCCAGCAGUCAUCGACACCGUCCACAAGUGGGACCGAGGACUUGGGGCCUACAACUGGAUCCUAUGGAAGAACAUCUUCAUUGCCUUCAUCUCUCUCCUGGCUCUGUUCGCUGGCUCCUUCGUUUCUAUAAAGAGUAUGAUUGAGAAGUUCGAAGGAGUUGAAAUGAUGGAAGUAGCUGCUAAUGUGACCAGUGUAUCAGGAAAUGUCACAAUGGGUGUGUGAAGGAAUUUCAUCUCUCGAACCGUUGUCACGUUCGAUGGUGAAAAUAUUUUAAGAAAUAUUAAGAACUUCAGCAAAGUGAUGCUGUUAAAUAAUAAUCAAAUUACUUUGUAAUUAUGUAAUUCGUUGAACAAGUUCUCCAAAAUUAAAGUAUCCCUGACUAUUUUUUUGUAAACAAUGAUAUAAGCAACAUUGACAUUCCCGAUAUUAUUUUAACUAUUUGAUAAGGUUAUUAUAAGGAUAGUCUUAUGGACUAUAAACUCACUAAUUGGGUUGUGAAUUUAAUAACAAAAGCCUUAAGAUUAACUGUACUACAAAAAUAUUUCUGAUAUAAGUUUUGACAUAUUGUUGUAAGU